UUCAUGGUCCACGGUCAGGGAUGUGUUCAGGCCCUGCAGCUCCACACACACAUUCACCUCCUCGUAAACACCAGCCUGUAACCAAUCAAACCGCACCCAGUAAGACUCCAGUAUGUAACCUCCAGGACUGACUGGGUCCAUCUUGGGGAACCAGUGAGGAUCCACUGGGAGAACUGGGAGGAAGCGGGCCAGCAACCAGGUCGACCAUGUGGGAGAAAACGUUUCUGCUGCUGCUUCACUGUGUGGAAGCUGCAGUGGCGUCUCAGUGCUGGCAGGGGGCGACCUUCUCCGAGGCAGUUGUGUCCCCAGCAGUGGAGAGCAGCGGUAUCCUGCGGGUGCCUGGAGUGGCGUCUCUGCAGCAGUGUGUGGCGGCAUGCUGUGACCUGCCGGGUUACGACCUGGCCUGGCUCUUCGAGGGCCGCUGCUACAUCCUGAGCUGCCAGCAGAGGGAGAACUGCCAGCCCCGAGAGAGACCCGGGGCCGACUCCUUCCUCGCCUUCCUGCGGAGAGCGUCCCCGCAGACGCUGGUGCUGCAGUCUUUGGUGAGAGGAGAGCCAUACGGCGGCCGCUGGAGGCCCCCAUCACGGUCCUCUGAGGCCCCUGGGGACCUGGAGGCACUGAAGGACCUUGCUCUGUUUGAUGGGCCCCAGCAGGAUUUCUCCGACCCCGGCAUGCUGGAUGUGGAGUAUUCAGACUCUAAUCCAGAGGGGAGCCAGGAGGAAAGGGGAGGGGCUGGCUUGGAGGCCGAGGCCACGACCGAUCAGCUGUCCUUGGAGGCAAGAGACGGGUUCAACCAAUCGGAGGCAGAGGAUGGUCCGGAGACGGGGCUGACAGGAAGCAGUGUGGCCCAGAAUAGAGCCUCCUCUGGGUGGAACAUCAGUCAGGGAGACCAGGAUGACACCAAGAGACCGACUGAACCUGCUACUGCUGCAGAGAAAGCAGUGAGGAAUCGAGUUAAUCAGACCAAAACACAAAGCAGCUCUGGGUCAACAUCACUGACUCCAUCACUCCUACAGAAACCAACAACUGACUCCACCCAACACGACCAUAUAAGGACUUCUCCUUCCACCCCAGCUGCGCCCCGUAGGCCCAUCAGCACGUCCAUGCAGCCAGGUAGACCUGCAAAUCGAUCCCUGACGGUGUCCCUUGGAAACGCUGUUGAGAGGACGGUGCCCACAGUUACACUUGAUGCUUCAGUUUCCCCUGAACCCACAACUGACCCACUAAAGAUGUUCCAGUCAGCAGCUGAAGCUCCAUUGACCACCACAAACCUCCCCGACAGAGCCGUGAACUCUGAACCCACCAGCACCUCACCUCCCAGCACCAACCCUCCAACCAUGACCACACCCUCUGCUACGACUGCCGCAGAGUCGGGUAAAGUGAACGUAUCAGAGGUCAUGGGGUCAAACCUUCGCCCCGUGGCUGUCGUGGGUCCUGACAGGAAGCUGCUUCUCCCAGUGAGCAGCUUGUCCCUGGACGGCAGCGGAAGCACUGACGACCAUGGCGUCAUCAGAUACCACUGGGACGCAGUCAGUGGCCCCCCGGGGUUAAAGCUGGAGGGAGCGGACCAGGCAGUGGCCACAGCGACAGGCCUUCGGGUUGGACGCUACACCUUCAGACUGACUGUCUCUGACCAGCAGGGGGCGACAGACAGCGCUUCACUGACCGUCAGGGUCCAGGAGGCCAAAAGUCUUCCUCCUGUCGCUCACGCCAGCGGCAGCCACACUCUCUCUCUGCCCAACAGCUCUCUGGUCCUGCGGGGCUCCGUGACUGACGGAGACCAGAGCGAGGUCCACUACCUGUGGGUCAGAGACAGCCAGAGUCCUGCUGCUGGGGAAGUGCUGUACGGCUCUGAGACUCAGGCCUCACUGUACCUGGCCAACCUGGUCGAGGGCACCUACCUGUUCCAGCUGAGGGUCACCGACGCUCAGGGGCGUUCCAGCACCGCCACAGCCACCGUGGAGGUCCAGCCAGAGCCGGGUGGAGGGGAGGAGGUGGAGCUGGAGAUGCUGGUGUCGGUGUCUCAGGUCAGCGUGGCUCAGAGGGACACGGUGGUCAGACAGCUCGCCGCUCUGCUCCACGUCCUCGACAGUGACAUCCAGGUCCGAGCGCUGCAGGGACACUCACACCUCAGCACGGUGUUGCGGUUCUCAGUGCGGGGCCCCUCUGGGCCGACCUCUGGCUCCAGGCUUGUGGGUCUGUUGAGAAACCAGCUGCUCAGAGAGAAGAGCGACUACCUGCUGUUCAGAGUCCUGAGAGUCGACACCGUCAUGUGCCUGCUUCACUGUUCGGGCCGUGGUCAGUGUGAUCCAAUUACAAAAGAGUGUGCGUGCGACCCCUUCUGGACGGAGAACCUGAUUCGUCGUUACCUUGGUGAUGGAGAGAGCAACUGUGAGUGGAGGGUGCUGUACGUCAUCCUGACCAGCUUCAUGCUCAUGGUCUUCAUCCUGUCCAUCAGCUGGACCUUCAUCUGCUGCUGCAAGAGGAGGAGACAGACCAAAGUGAGGAAGAAAACCAAAUACACCAUCCUGGACAACAUGGACGAGCAGGAGCGAGUGGAGCUCAGACCUAAAUUCAGCAUCAAACACCGCAGCACAGAGCACAACUCCAGCCUGAUGAUGUCAGAGUCGGAGCUGGACAGCGACCAGGACACCAUCUUCAGCCGGGACCGACCCGUCCGCAGCAGGAACCGGAUCAGCGCCCAGGCCGCUCGCAACGGAAACGCCUUUGGCUGAUGGGACCAGAUCUGACCUCCUGGUGACCAGAUGGGCUCGACUCAGACGUUUGCACUCUGGCAGCCACAAGUGGCAGCGAGAGAUUUAACUUCUUAAAGUCUGAAGAAGGACUUCAUUUCCCAGAAAUCUUGUUUCUGUGAGGUCAGUAAAUGAACCAGUGUCCCAUUUCAGGGUCGGACUCCUUCGAAAGGACAUAAGGACAUGAGGACAAACCUGAGACUCCUCACACAGGACAAUAAGGGCUGAAGCAUCCGAAUUAAUAUUUGAAGGAUUCUUUAUCAUAAGAGAACUCUGAUGAUCUGUGUCGUGGGGCUGCAACUAACAGUUAUUUUCAUUAUCAGUUAAUCUGCCCGUUAUUUUCUCAAUGAAUCAUAAAACAGUCAGGAAAUAGUGAAACACACCUGCUGUGUAAUUUCUCAGAGCCCAAGGUGAUGUCUUCAGAUGGUGUCUCAUCUCACCAACUGUCAAAAGCAUCACAUUCUUACAUUUAAGAAGCAUGAGACCAGCACGUUUGGCUAUUUUACUUUGUAUUUUUCAAUUUACGCCUUUGUUCUGAUUAUUUUACGAUUAUUUGAUUAUAAAAAUAGUUGCCAGUUAAUUUUCUGUCGAUCAAUUGAUCAACUAACCCUCACAGCCCCACUGUGUUGGCUUAUUCAGUCUUAAAAUGUAGAAUUUUAAGUAAGAUAUUUAGGCUGAGAUAAUUUUGAAAAUACAUAUUUUCUUUUACAUUUUGGCCUCAUUGUUUUUUUUACGGUGCGUAUUUUUCGAAACUCCUACUUCAUCUGUGUGGAUGUGAAACUGAGCAUUUGGGAAACAAUGUCAUCUCAAUUCGCUGCCAAUCAGCUUUUGCUGCUGUCCAACGCAGCGCUGAGGAACCGUCUCCCUGAGCUGCUCUCCUCCUGAGGCCUGUGCUACGAAACCAGUUCAACUUACCCAGGAUAUCUUCUUGUUAUCUGGUUUGACUUACCCGUCACAUCUGCCGUCUGAAUAACUGGUACUACAAAGCUGGCUAGCCAGGUCAGUCAACUCUGGGUUUUCAUAUCAGCCACAAGCGCGUUUAUGUGGAAGAAGAGGGGCUGUUAAUUAUGAGCAUCAUCAUCAGUAACAUGAAUGAAGGAGGCUGCUUCAUAGGAGGUGAAACAGUACCGAAAGUGUCUGUGAGACAGUAAAAUGUCAGUGGCGUAGGAUGUAACGACACUCUGUAAUCCUGGAAAAUGUAGAAACUUUGAAAAUACUCUCCAAAACUUCACCGUCAGCUGAGACUUAAACUCCAGAGACUCCAGACUUAAGUCAUGGAUAUUUUCUUCUUCAGUGAUCUGAUUGGUCAGAUUUCAGGGUGUUGACAGGUUGUGAUCCGAUACCUUGAAGUUAACGGUGAUUUAUCCCAGUGAAAAGAGAACCAGCUUCGUGGUACUGAAAACCCAGAGUUAGCCCUUAAGUUACCUUGCUAACUCCAAAUCCUGUUUGGUAGUGCAGGCCUCUGCUCUCUCCGCCUGGUUAGCACAAGCUAACACAGCACAACAUGAUCUCAUCCCUACUCAGCACAUUUUGUGGUUCACAUCCAACACAGAGCCAUGAAUCUCACACUGACACCGAUACGGCUCGACUCUGUCCUUAAACUGGUUAAUAACCUUCAGCUACCUGUGUCAUGCUAACAGUUAGCCCUGUCACUGUGUGUCAGACUGUGUCACAGGUGCAGCAGUUGAUAAACAGAGAGCAAACAGGGCAACGAGGGGCUGAGCGAAUCAUCACGCUGCACGCAGCUCUACAAUGAAAUGAGAUUUUACCCGUUUUAAAUUGUCAAAUUUGCAGUAAAGUUGCAGUGAUUGGUCCUGCAGAAUUCACAGGGAUUAAAUGAAUUUGUGUUCGUUGUUGUGAUGGCAGCAUCCUGGAGGGACUUUAAGAACUUGUACAGCAGCUAAGCCUAAACUUAAAGCCACUGAGAGGCUACACGGACAGGCUUCUUACUAAUCACCUGACCCUAACAGACUGCUGUUCAUCAGGUGAAAACAGAGUCCUCCUUCUUCUUCUUCUCGUCUUUGAUGCAUAAUUUAUUUCACUGCUGUAGUCUUCAAUAAAAACCAUGCAGUCA
This is a messenger RNA of Epinephelus lanceolatus (giant grouper), 4827 nucleotides long. RefSeq names its product KIAA0319 ortholog. The record is from RefSeq and is a predicted model, not a curated record. Gene Ontology annotation, cellular component: plasma membrane; cytoplasmic vesicle. Gene Ontology annotation, biological process: neuron migration. Lineage: Eukaryota; Metazoa; Chordata; Actinopteri; Perciformes; Serranidae.